Molecule: messenger RNA, 12343 nt
Organism: Diorhabda sublineata
Lineage: Eukaryota; Metazoa; Arthropoda; Insecta; Coleoptera; Chrysomelidae
Exons: 8
Coding region: 2272-3300 (342 amino acids)
Biological process (GO): transmembrane transport; heme export
Cellular component (GO): membrane
Molecular function (GO): heme binding; heme transmembrane transporter activity
Source: RefSeq, a predicted model, not a curated record
AGUUGAACUAGAUUUGUGCUAUUCAAAACAUAGUAUAUAUUGAAUAAUGAUAAAAUAAUUAUCUCACUGCUGUUUUUUGUUACGGUUUGCGGUUACAUUUUAUUAAUAACGAAAAAUGAACAGCGGUGAUGAGGAACAACUGAGAAGGUUACCAGAAGUUGAGAAGAUUCAAGUGUACGGGGUAAGAUGGUUAGUAUUGGGACUAUUCGUUUUAUAUUCUGCAAUAAAUGCCAUGCAAUGGAUUCAAUUUUCUAUAAUAAAUGAUGUUAUUGUCAAGUAUUAUGGAGUGUCUUCUAUGUGGGUGGAUUGGACUUCCAUGAUUUAUAUGGUUUUAUAUAUUCCGUUUGUUUUUCCUGCUAGCUAUUUAUUGGAAAAAUUGGUAAGUCAUUAUUUUUAAUAAAAUACUAUAUACUCAUUAUCGUUAUUUUUAAUCGUUACUUUAUUCUUGUCAGCCUGAUUGUAAACAUCGAUACCAUUAACUGUUGACUAGAUUUCUAAGUGUCUUGACGUUUCAUUUGGCAUGAAUCAUCCUUAAAUUUUCAAUACCCAUGAGUGUUCCCAAGCAGAUAUGUGAAAAUUACUAUAAUGAACUGUGGUCGUGUCAAAUGUGAUAUUCACUCAGAUGCCAACUGGGAACAUCAAUUAAAAUAAUACCAUUAACACCGCAAAGGAUUUAUUUUGUUCCCCUUUCUUGCUGUGGCAUUGGGGAACCCAGUGUUUACAGCUGAUGGCUCGAGGUGCCAGAGAUAUCUUUGUUUUCUAUUUCAUGCGCUCACAGGUGCAGUGCUCUAGGGUUACCUAGUGUCUCACACAAUUUUUUCAGAUGACCAUUAAGACUAUAGUACCCCAACAAUAUCUCUAUUAGGAUUUGUAGGUUGCUCUUAUUUAGGUUGAUACAUUCAGCGAAUCUUUUCAGGUCAUAGUGUUCCAAGAGUGCUUUCGCCCAUCUAAACCUCUGUAAAUUGUCCCAGUAACUGGUUUUUACUUACACAAUAAACGAUUUGCCUAUUGAUUAGUUUUUUAAAUGUCUUCCCAUUUCAUUUGUCCUAAAUCGGCCGAAAAUUACUCAUGAAUGAUACAAAGCAGAUAUAUGAAAAUAAUAACCAACUGAGAAAAUUAAAUAAAAUAAUACCAUAUAAAAAUAAACUUUCAAGACAUCCUUUUUUUCCAUACGUAAGUAAAAUGAAUUAAAUUGGCAUCUUAGAAUGUUAGAUAAUUUAUUCAUCAUUGUCUGCUAUUAAAUAGAAUAACUACAACUUAAUUGCUCAUUUUAUGUAAAAAUGAUCAGUCUGCUUAGUUAUUGACGCCUGCCGAACAAUCUAGCGAAAGUAUCCCGAACGAAUCAGUAGCUUCAAUGUUAAUUGUACUCUGCUCAUGCACAUUAAAUAUAAAUAAAUGUUUAAAUGGUUGUUUUCUAGAAAUUUGGUUCAAAUUUAAUGAUAACGACCUAAGAAUAUUUGAAUUGACAGUGAAAACUAACAGUAUUGUGACAGUUAGACUUGUAUUGAAUUCCAUUAUUGUUUAUUGUUGAAUGUUUUUUUGCAGUCAAAGAAAAUUAACUAAAUAUAGUGGAUAAGAAAGAGAGAAUUAAUUCUGAAUAUAUGAUAUAUAUUAAGUGUGAAAUGGAAAAAUAACAAUCACGCAAGAAUGAUUCAUUUCACAUAAAAAAUAUAGUGCUUAUUUUGAUUAAAUUAGUGUAGCUAAAAUAUUGGGAAUAAGAAAUAUGUCAAUUCGAAGUGAACUUUUUAAGUUUGAAAAGGUUUUGAGGGCUAUAAUUCAAAUAAAAACUGUGUCAAUUACAAACAAACAACUAAGCAAAGAUAAGUAAAGAACGUAAUGAUUUUGGCCUUGACCUUGAUCUGAAUCGGUUUCAGUGACCUUGAUAUCUUAGUCUUCGCACACAAAACGUAGGUUUGUGUUAUCGGUCAUUUGUGAAACGGACAAUAAAAAUUCCAAUUCUUUCUAAAAAAGUUGAAGGUGGCUUAAAUUAAUCUCGAAUAUUCUCUAUCUAUAGAUAUUAUAUAUUUACUUUAUUUUCUUUCUUUAAAAUGUCUAGACGAUUUCUAGACCAAACCUAAAGCCUUUGAACAUUGUAAAGUAUGAAAGAAAAUAGUGGUAGAAUGGAACCCAUUGAAAAAGGAAAACAAAUGGAAGAAAAAAUAACGGGGGAUCUGACAAUGAUUUAUAUCUAUUUGCGGCAAAUUUACAAGUCUAAUGGAAAAAAGUUAAUAGGCAAAAGUGUAGGGUCUUCGUAAAGCUGUGAUAAUAGGUAUGUUAGGAACCUGUAUUGGCUCUUGGAUAAAAGUGGGAGCAGUAAGUCAAGAUAGAUUUUAUAUAGCAUUCCUAGGACAAACUGUUGUUGGAUUUUCUCAAAUUUUUGUACUGUCUGUACCUGCUAGAUUAGCUGCUGUAUGGUUUGGACCAUCACAAGUUUCAUCCGCGUGUAGUAUUGGAGUAUUCGGAAAUCAGUUGGGUGUAGCUCUUGGUUUUCUCCUUCCGCCAAUAUUUGUGAGUUCAGAUUUAACUAUUGACGAAAUGACACAUCAAUUCUAUGUUAUGUAUAUAUCAGUGGCAGCUUUCACAACCGUUCUUUUAUUGGCUAUUCUUUUAUUAUUUAAAGAUAAACCACCGAUACCUCCAUCGCAUGCUGCACUCCAACAAGAUUCAGACGACGGUGGUUUCAUGGACUCGCUAAAAACUUUGUUGAAGAAUAGAUCUUUCAUGUUGUUGCUGAUGGCGUAUGGAAUUAACGUUGGAGCUUUUUACGCAAUAUCUACACUGCUCAAUCAAAUUGUGUUAAGUUAUUAUCCCAAUGCUUCAACAGAUGCUGGCAGGAUUGGUUUGGUUAUAGUUGUGGCAGGCAUGAUGGGAUCAGUGUGUUGUGGGAUUGUCCUUGACAAAUAUCACAAAUUUAAGGAAACCACCCUUAUUGUAUAUGGCUUCACACUGAUUAGUAUGGUAUUAUAUACAUUUACAAUAUCCAAAGGGAUAUUGGUAGUUUAUGCUAUGUCAGCAUUACUUGGAUUCUUCAUGACAGGCUUACUUCCAGUAGGCUUCGAAUUAGCAGCAGAACUGACGUAUCCAACUCCCGAAGGCACUUCGGCGGGUCUUCUCAACUGCGCAUGUAACGCGCUGGGUAUAAUUUUUACCAACAUUUAUUCUUUAAUUUUUAAUCAUGUUAACGACGUUUGGGCAAAUAUAGCUACAUGUUUAGCUUUAGGAAUAGGAACUAUUUUAUUGGCUUAUACAAAAUCAGAUCUCAAACGACAAGCAGCUCAAAUUGAAAAGAAUAGUAUUUAAACUUUUUCUGUUAGUGAUAUAUGAAUUUUAAAAAAAAAUUAUCACGGUAUAAAAAACUCUGCUGGCAGUAUAUUGACAAUGAAAAUUUAUCAAGAAUUUUUUAUUUAUUCCAAGGAAACGGGACACUCAAUUAAUUGUGCUCCAAAUGUAUAAGAAAGUGUCUAAGUUAUAGUCGAUUAUAUUUUUGAUGCAUUGAUUUACGUCUAUAGGAACACUUUACUAACAAUUAAUAUUGGAUGUUCAAAAAAGACAAUAAGUUGGAAGACUUUGCUAUCGUAUUUUUUCUAAAGAAUGUAUUAGACUUGACUUUUUAUUCUCUGUCAACUGAUUAGACUCAGUUAUCCUUUUUUAGUACUAUGUGAUAUCAUUGAAAACAUUGAUUGUAUUCAUUAUUCUGUAUUUUGGCUGAACCUAGUUUCCAAACUGUUUUAUAUUUUCAUUGAAAUUAAAAUGGUUUCCCUUUCUUACAUUUACUACAUAUUUAAAAGGAUUUAGUUCUCAUUUGAACUAUAACGUUUUCUGUAAAAAAACCAAAAAUAUUCUGAAUAAUCUUCCCAAUCAAUUCUCUUUAAAUUCUGCGGUAUCUAUUUCAAAAGAUCCGCCAGUUUUUCCCUCGCAAUUUCAUCCAUAUAUAUCAUGGAAAGAUGUGGAGAAUUACACAAUAAUAAUAGGAUUAUCUUUAUAUCUAUAGGGGUCUUAAAGUGAAGGCUUGUCUUUAUUUAUUUCGAUGGAUUAUAAAAUUGGAUAUAAAUUAAAUGACUGUCAAAUGAAGAAUAUGUGGAAAAAAGCAUUCCAUAUUGCAUAAUGGUAAAUUGGUAGAAGAGAAAGUGAAUCGAGAUUUUAGUAGCUAGAGAACGUGAAAAAAACGCUUAAACGAGGUUAUAUUAUAGUAUGACUUCUCAGAAACAUGAGCCAGUCGAUUACUCAUAUUAUUAUUAUGAACCGUACAUCAAUCAAUCCUCAUUGUAGCUCAAAUUAUUAGAGCUUUCAUAAAAUGAUGAAUGAUUGACUCGAAUACUUAGAGUCUGAUAAAAAACUGAGCUCUGUCUUCACAUUCUACUAGCAUACACGUGGAAAAAUUAAAUUUACAAAUAUAAAUUCAACUACUUUUAUUACAAAUAGGUGACACAUCCAGCGAAGUUUUCUAUAUCUUGAUCAUUACUUUUGGUAUUGACCAAAAUAAAAAAAACGAGAAACAUUUGUAAAUAUGUGAAAAAUAUAUUUUCAACACAGUCGCUACCCAGUGGACAUAUUUUUAAUUUACCAAGAAAGACUUACUCUUAUAAGUUCAUAGGUCGGUUAUGUUUUGUAUAAAUUAUAUGGACACAGUUUUUGUUAAUUUGAACGUCCAUCUUAUAUUUCUCUAGCACGUGAUUGAAAAUUAGCAAAAUAGUUUGGUUAUGUGUUAAUAAAUGUCGUCUUUAACUUCAUGUUGCUUUAGAACAUUCAGCUGAUGAAUAUUUUGGCCUAUUUAUUAUAUUUUAAGCAUACCAGGUGUGUAAAUCCUCCUAAAUUCGACAGUGGAUUAACAACUCCGAUAUAGCUAGACAGGACAUACCUGACGCAUAGCUUAUUCGUCUGUGGUUGGGAUUAGAAAUAUAGCAAAUAAGUUUUUUCACCAAAAAACUUGAAUUGCCAUGUCAGAGGUCAUUAAGAGUUGAUAAAACAGCAAAAGAAAUGACCGAGCCUAUACAAUACUGGAAACCCCUCUUGUUAAGACAUUUUGUAAAGUUUGCUGUGUUCUAGAUUUUUUUGUAAAACAAAAUUUUAUUUUUUCUUUAUCUUAGUUAGUAGCGAAAGUGUUAAUGUUUAUUUCUAGUCUACUAUACAGGAUGUCCUUUGUAGUUUUGACAGUCCAAUUUCUCGCAAAUUGUUAACUUGAUAUGACUUAAAUUUGGAUGCUUAUAUUAUUUAUAAAAAGACUCGACUGUUAUCAUCACAUUGACGUAUAGGUGCUCAAAAAUGUCUCGUAGCAAUUUCGAGAGUAGUUACUUGACUAAUAAUCUAUGUUUAUCUGUGGUUACAUUUUCGAUUAAACUCUCGAUGAAAUUGUCUUUGUUUUUUAACAAUGCAAAUAAUGCAAAUAAUUUUUGAAUCAUAGUCUAUCACAAACAGUGCAUGCAAUAUCAAAUGGACUAUUCUGAGGCCUACUUUACUACUACAUGGAAGCACCGGAAAAUUUGAGGCAAAGAAAAAAAAUUAUUUUAAAAGAAAAAUAGUAGAAAGCGACAAUUCUCUAUUUUGGUUACAAUACAAAAUUUAUACAAUCGCGUAUGGAACAGUUAAUUUGUUCAAAUAUUGAUUUUAAUUUUUACUAUCGAAGAUGAUCCAAGAUUGUUGUUUGUACAAUUAUUGAUAUUUAUUUUUACCGCCGAGGAAGACAUUUUUUGCUCAGUUUACUCCUCCUGCUUGAAGGCUUUUUAUACGUUGAUUUUAUUGGAAUUGGAAUCCUCUAUAUUUCAUCCCUCGACGAUUGCUGAGGACUUCCAUCCUCCAUGUUGUUUUACUUACAGAGUAUCCGCACAAGAAAAACUGACAUCUUUUCAUCACAAAUAUAAGCAUCUGAAGUGGUGAUUUUUUCAUUUUUAUGAAAUGAAUUGUCAAACAGAUAGUAGGACUAUGAAAAGUGAAUAAUUGUCAUACUCAUAUUCUGAUUUAUAGUAUGACGAAUUUUGUUGGAAUAGAUUUGAUAUAUCGAUGUCUUCCAGUAUCUAUUAGAUUUUAUAAUUGUUAUAUAAGUAUGUGAUUGAUAAAAUAAAUUUAAUUUAUAUUUACAUAUCGUAGAAAUUUUAUUAAUUGUGAAUUGACCGAUUUCAUACAAUGAAUUUAAUGUAAGUUAUUGGAUUAGAAAAAAUAUUUUGGGAAUGAUUUAUGUUUUAUUCAAUAAAAAUUGAAUAUAUUCAUUUUGUUUUCCAAAAUUUGCUUUGCUUUUUGUAUUACUAAAACCAUUCUAAUUCAUACGAAACCUGCGUAUGAUGCAGAUUGUUAAUGAAAUGUUCUUCACUUCAAAAUUAAUUUUCAAUCUUUUGGCAAUACGUGAUGGAAUUUUCCAACUUACAGUAGACCAUAUUCCUUGAUUACUCGCAUUUAUUUGAUCGUUUUCAAUUUCCUGAAUUUUUGUAAAUAUUCUAGUCUACAGCUCUUUCCCAUUCUCAGUCUCGUAAACUGAAAUCCGGUCCAUAAUGAAAAUUUGGUACUUGAUAUUUAUAAUUUUUAUUCACACAGGACUAUUUCGGUUAAACUUUUUUUGUUAAUAACUACUAGUAAAUUCCAUUAUUAGUUAUCACUCUUCUACCUUGGGGGCGCUACAAAACAGGCAGGAAAAUUAUUAAUACCAAAUGAGCGGAAUAACUACGAGGGUAACACACAUAGUACAAACAUCAACUAUUCCUGUCUUCAUCUGGUUGCGUUUAUCUUUUAUUGUAUUUGUUUUCAUUAUUUUCGUGAAAUAAAAAUCAGAAUUAUUUUAAAUUUUGAGUAAAAAUGUCGAGGGAAAUUUUGUUUAUUAUAUUUUUAAACUUCAUAUCUCAUCAUGAACGAUGAGUUAAAGUCCAGGUAAGCUGGGAUUUUGCACUAAUGUGAUUUUAAGCAAAGUGAAAAUCUACCACAAUAAUAUUUUUUACCAAAAAUCAUUUUUCAAAUGUUUUUUCUUUCUAUAAUAUGUAAUAGUUUACAAAUUUUAAUGUCAUACGACAAUAAAUAUAUACUGUAUUUUCUGGUUAUUUAUAAAAUGAAAUGUUUAAAUAUUUAUUGAAAUUCUUUAUAUUUUAAACAAUGUGCGAAUGUUAUACAAUAAUAUAGUAUUAAGUAUACACAUCUCCACGGGAGCACAAGUAAAUAUUUGUUUUAGAAUGGCUCUGAGCCAAAUGAAGUUAUAUGUGGAAAGAUAUUUAUUUUUUUAUUUAUAAUUAGUUGUAUGUAUCCAUUGUAUCCUGAUUUUGUUUGUAUGAAGCCUAUUGUUGAAUUAAUGAUAUUGUAGUCAAAAGUUCUAGAAGUUCAAUAUAGUGUUCAAUUCAAUGUAUUACUAGUACAAAAUGUCUUUUUUUAGAAAUAUAACGUACCGAUUUUGAAACUUUUGUCGAUAUUAUUGACAAUAAAAUUUAUAAAACAUAGAAAAAUUCUACAUGUUUUUAAUUGGACGGUAUUAUGCAGAAAAAUUCUCUUAACAAGCUUUCUAAUUAUUGUAGAAACCAGACAAUAUAUUUCACUAUAAAUCUUUAUCAGUGUAGAAGAUAAAAUAUAUUAUGACUGGGAAACAGAACUUUCUAUCUCAUCUAUAUAUAUAGUUCAUUCUUCAAAUUUUCUUCUGGAAAAUACUUACUUUCGUUGUCGUUAAUUCAUACCGAGACUGACCUCUACUUAAUCCACUUUACAUUGUGGAAACUUCUAUAUUCACUACUUAAACAAUGUUUUGUUUGCAUCUAAGCGACAUGUGCUUCCAUGACUACAUCAUAUUCAUAUUUGUAUAAAUUUGAAGGGCAUAUAUGAUACGAGUACCUUCAUUAUGUGAAAACAUUUCUUGAUUGUAUUUAUUAGAACCAACUUACUAUAAUGAAAAUUAAAGAGUACAUUCUUCCACAUCCUAAGGUGUAGUUGUAUGGUAUGGAAUGGGAAUUGUGAUGAUUAUUAUUAACAUUUUUUUAUUAUAAAAAUGAGUAAAGCGAGUGCAUAAAUUCUAUCAAACAUAUAUCACAUAACUACUCCAUUAAGGUUUUCUCUAGAAUCAGAAUUCUCACAAUCUUAUUGGUUUUAUUUAAAAAUUUUGCUUACUUGGAGAAUUCCUCUUAACAGUUCAACUAUAACUAUAAUACAUAUUAUGGCAGAAAAAGACUGUUUUUGCAGAGAUCUGAAUUAAAUAUUUCACUAUUUGGAUACUCUUGAAUAUAAAAAUCAAGACUACAUUAAGUAUAUGAAGAUCUAAAGGAAUAAAAAUAGAUUUAUCGUCAACAAAAAAAGAAUUUCUAUUAGUAAAUUUAGAACAAACUAUUCCUGUGAAAAUCCUGUGAAAGAAUCGAUGAUUAUGUUUAUGAACACAAUAAUGAAGACGGUUUGAAAUCUGAGAAAAGAUAAAUGACUGUGAAUUUAUGUCUAGUAAUACUCUAUCUUUCUAUCUAUAAAGGAAUGAAUUCCCAAAGCUACCAAAUCUUUUUACAAUUUCUUAAAGCUGCAGGACCAGGUUAUAUUUGGCUCAAGAAGAAUUUCUUGUGUUUGUUAAUAAUAUGUAGAAGGUUUCUCGAUGUGUAAAAAUGAUGUAACCUACUUCAACAGACUUUAUUAAUAAUGUCACAGUUUUUACUAGAUUUCAACAAUUUGUGUAAUUGUAUAUUCUAAUGUAUUUUAAAGUAUCACGAAACAUAAAACAAAAGUAUAUAAAUCAAUAGUUAAACCCAUAUUUAUACAGAAAAAAUUGACAAAACAAGAUGCAAAGUAAUAAGAGAGGAAUUGAGAAUAGUGCCCAUAACAACUUAAGAAAAACAAUAAUUGAGGUGACAUCAACAGGGAGUAAAAAAGACAUGGCGAGAAAGAUCAGUACAAAACAAAAGAGACGGAGACUAAAAAAUUAGGAUGAUACAGUAUCAGUAAAUCCGAGAAGAAGAAUGAGAAGAAGUAAAAAAAAUUGGUACAAGGCAAAAUGCAAUGAGAAAAAUGCAUACAAGUGUGAAGUAUUAAUUUUAACAUCUUAUAAGUUUAUCUUGUUCUUCCAUUUGGAUUAAAACUUUAACAUUUAUUAUCUAAGAACUGAGUUUUUGUGGAUUUUACGAUUUUUGCAUAAUACCGUUCGUUAAUUGUUGUAAAUAAUAAAAUGUUUCGUUGUAAAAAUUAGUAAUUAGGUGUAUUUUUAUAAAUCAUCUGUUGAAAUAUAAAAAAAGAAAAUUUGAAAAAAAUUAUUUGCUGGGCAGUCGACCUGCCAUUUAAACUUUCUCAGGCAGCUAAGUAAUUUAUUGUGCACAUUGGUAGUAAUUGAAUAAAAUUUUUUUAUAUCACCAAAAAGAGUAUUCAGCUCUUAAUCUACUGCCUCCUAAAUUGUAUCUUAAUAUUAAGAAAAUUCCGUGUAUAGGACGCCAUUUAUACACUAAAAAGAGUUUUAUCUGUAAAUAAACAUGCUAAGAAAGUAUGUAUAGUAAUUCUAAGAUAUAUGUUUACCAUAAGUUUUCAAUGUAUUUGUAUGAGCUUUAGAACACAAUUUUCCUAAUUUGUAUCUCAUAUGAGUUGCCUAAUUUAUACCGGUCCUUUAACUUUUCUAAAGAUCGAAUUUUAUAACGAGAAAAUGCUUUUACCGCUUAGUAAUUUGUGAUAUCCAGCCAUCGAAGUUGAAGACAUCUGAAAUAAUUAAAAAUUAAUAGAGUAGCGACAAAAUGUGGUUCUCCCAUAUUCUCGCAUAUUUCUUCUGUGCAAUUUGAGGUGACUUCUUUGACUAGCUAUGGGAGUUUCAAUAGAGAGAAUCUUGAUGGAUUUUUUCAGAUGUUCCAAAUAUUUGUUGACAAAACUAAUUUAGAUGAUACCGAAUCUUUAAUACAUUCCUAUGAUUUAGAAGAAAAUUCAAAAGAUUCUUGACAAAAAAAGGUAAAUACCGGAAGGUAGCUUUAUCCAAUGAAGAAAUCAUUGACGAUACUGUAGGGCUGGACAGUAUCUUGCGACAAUAAUUAUAUUCAAGAAGAAAAUAAUAAUCUCAGAACUUCGCAUGGGUACUUCACUUAGUGGUUUGAUGGGGAUUUUAGUUACGAGGUUAAAAAUGGAGUACUAUUAGUAUAUUACAAUCCAAGUCGCUUCACAAACCUCAGAGCCGUAAAGUUUGCCAAAAAACCGAUGAUGAUGCUACAGUUUUUUGGAUACCCAUAUUAUACAUUGGAUGCGGCCUCUUGAUAUGGCACUUCCAGGUAUAUUACAAUUUUGAGGUGACGAAAAGUGGAUGACCAAAUACUUAAACUUAAUUGCUAACUAAUUUCAUAUCGUACAAAUUCCUAUCGGAAUUAACCACAAUGCAGGAACAAUUUUGAAUGUAGUAUAUGAUCAUUGACAGAAAUUUCUAUUUAAAUUUUUCAAUGCAGAUCUUCUCAAAUAGUUUGAAAAGGCGUCGGUUGAGAAUAUUUUUCUAGGAAGCGCUCACCCUGCUUACCGUAAAAAAUGUCGGAAAGAAUCGAAAAAUGAAUGAGGUCAAAAAUCACACUGUUCACACCACGUGCAAGUGUGGGGUUAGUGUGAAUAUCACCAAUUGUUGAAGAAAGUCCAAUUUAAUCUCGAGUGUUGAUAUCGAUAAUAUAAAAUGAGGAAUUGGAAGUUAUAAAAUCUAAACUAUCAUCAAUGGUAAUUGACAUUGGCUCAUAUUCACAUUUACUAUCUACAUUAGAAAAGCAUAAUCUUUUAUGUCUGUCAUUGAAAAUGAUGUGUACUGUCGAAUAAGUGAUGUAUGGUUGAAGAUAAUGUAAAAACUGUUAUCACGAAUGUUUUCCGGUAGUACUCUUAGAUUUAUGACAUUAGUGCCUGAAAUGUGUGAGACAAUAAGUUUUUGAUCCAAUAGAUUUGAUGUUGGUUUUUAAAACAGUGGAAUACAAUUUAUUGGCUUAAUAUUUUUGUUUUGAAUCAAAAUUAGAAAACCAAAUACUUCGAUUAGAAAAUACAAUGCUUGAAUUAGCAAAGGUUUAAAAAUAAAAAGCAGUAUUAUCCAUUCUAAGAGGAUGCAUAAAUAUAAGAAUCAACUGAAAUUGAAAACACUCAGGCUGUUAGAAUCAGCAGUUUCGGUUUGAAAGCAGUUUUUGAAAAGUGAAACAAUAUAAUUUAAAUAUUAACAAACACUGUAAUAAUCGUAGGAGAAGUUACUAGCAUAGAUGGUUUCUUGGUUUUAUUCCGGAGUAUUUUUAUGUAUUUCUCUUUUUUGAAUAUGUUUGUGUGCUCUUUAGACAGAAGUUACAGUCGAUUUCAUAGUUCCCGUUAAACCAAACAGUAAAUGGUGUAGAGACUCUGUUGCCUUUCAUUUACUGAACAAGUGUUACAUUACAUAAUAUCCUUGAGGAACCAAACUUAUAUCUUAAACACAAACUUAUAAGAAAGCUACUAUAAGAAGAAAUGAAUUCUCAGUAUGAUAAUAAAAUAUUCGUCAGUAACUUCAAUUUCAUAUUAAGAAUUAUUAUUCACUUUUUUGUUUGAUAAAUUAUAAAACGCUUUCCUAAUUAUUUGAAACUUUAAAUCGGAUAAUAAGCGUGUUCAUCAGGAAUGAACACAUAAGCGCGGGCCAAAAUGUCUACCGGGGUGGAGAUUCUAUGUUAGGGUCACACGAAUUUGUUUUGAGUGGAGUUAAAACAUUUUUUUGAAGAAAACAUUACAAGUGACAUUUUAAACAUUAGGUCAAAGUUAAUAAUAGAUAAUAAUAAUAAUAAAUUGUCUUACUUACUUACAUGCAAAAAAUUUGUGCCCUGUAUAAUAUGUACGUAAUUUUUAAAGAAAGUUAAUAUACUUGCCAUUUUACUAUAUUUGCAAAAAACAAACAUUAGAGCUUAAAAAAAUGCAUGCGGGAUUUCUCAACGGGGCGGAUAAAAAAGGAAAGGGUCGGAUUCGGCCCAUGGGCCGGCUUUUUUGUACUAAAUAUACAUACAUAGGUGUUUCUUAAUUGAUAAAUUCAAUCAAUUUUGUUUACAAGCUAGCAAAGAAAACGACAAUAUUUGUGCCUUCAUUUUGAAAUAUGUGUGCCUCAGCAAAUGUACAAUAAAGAUUUUCGUUCAUAUUGUAUGAUUUUUUUUAGUACCUAGAAAGUAUAUUUAUGAGUUUUUGGUUAGGUAUAUUUAUAUAUUUAUACAUCUCCACAAAUAAAACUUCCAAUAGAAAACGAUAGCCCGGCAAAUAAUGAAAAAAUAUUCACAAGUACCCUUUCCUGACAGAAACAGUAUAUAAAUGGAUUCAAUUCUUGAUAAAUAUGAUUAUAUCUGUGGUGAAUAUUCAGUAUUAUGAGGAACUAUUGUAUAAAAAUAUUUAUUACUCUGUUGUAGAUAUAUGAGCCGAGUAGAUAUUUUGUUUAUACUUGAUGAGAAUAAAUAAAAAUUAGAUCGAA